Messenger RNA from Humulus lupulus (European hop), 2326 nucleotides. RefSeq lists its product as uncharacterized. NCBI's taxonomy places the organism in Eukaryota, Viridiplantae, Streptophyta, Magnoliopsida, Rosales, Cannabaceae. The transcript has 5 exons. The record is from RefSeq and is a predicted model, not a curated record. The coding region runs from base 268 to 1968 and encodes 566 amino acids.
AAAUGAUUUUAGAAUAUACUACAUGAAUGAACAGAACUUUUAGUCUUAAAAGUGUUUUCUCUAGUUCCUACUCAUCAAUAAUAAUUUAUAAGUUUAAGGUGCUCUUUAUAAUUUAUUUUUGGUUUAAGGAUAAUUUUAUAAAAACAAAAAAAAUUCAAAUUACCCCCCAUCAUGCCCAUCUCAGUCGUACAAGUACUUCUACAACAAAGCAAUAAACCCCGGCGAAGAGUGUAACAGUAACCGCCGCCGCCGCCGGCAGCGCCUCCCAUGGAUCCUUAUCAUGAACAGAGACUGCGAGACGAGGUCAUCUACCUCCACUCUCUUUGGCACCAAGGCCCUCCUUCUACUACACCCACUUCUCGACCCGAAAGAAAGCUUCCACAACAACCGCCGAAUCCCACGAACAAGCUCUUAAAGCCCAACCCACCUUCCAAUUCGGAUAUCCAAUGGCCCCAACCCAACAUCGUUUCCGGAUCCUCGACCCGAUUGGAGACGGCGGAGGAGAAAGCUAGGAACUUGGUGCUGAAACUGCAGCACAAUGCGUCCAAUGCAUUCAAGGAAUUCUUGGCCAAGUCCGGCUGUGAUAGUGACGAUGAUUCUGAGGAAGAAGACGACUAUUGGGUUGGCAAUGGAGACGAUAAAUACUUACUCUUUUUGAGAAUUUUCUUGGAGGAUUAUGGACUGAGAAAAUAUUAUCAAGAAAAUUCUGAGGGCGGUGAGUUUUGUUGCUUGGUUUGUUAUGGGUUAGGGAGAAAGAAUUCUGGGAGGAGGUUUAAGAGCUGCUUAGGGGUUGCUCAGCAUUCGAUUGCGAUUUCGAAAACUAAGUCUAAGAGUAAUGACUCGCAUAGAGCUUUGGCUCAGGCUAUUUGCAGGGUUUUGGGGUGGGAUUUCGAUAAGCUUCCGGUCGUCGUGUUGAAAGGUCAACCACUUGGCCCAGUUCUGAUCAAGAAAGGGGAAACACAGGGUGAAAUUAAGGCAUAUGCUGGUUCUUGUGAUGAUGUUAAAGGAAAUGCAGUAGCCAUGAUUAGUAGUAGUGGAGGUGAUUUAGGGGAAAAUGAUGGUAGAAAUAUGGUGAACUGUGAGGGUAAUGUUGGAAAUGAGGGUACACAUAAAGACCUUGGAAAUACUGAUAAAGGAGUACUUGGUGAAUUGGUAUCUAACCAAACAGUGGUGUCUACUUCCGAAUGGCCAUGUGAAAAGCCUGUUGAUAAUUCCUCUUCAACAGCGCUGGAAUGGCGUGCUUUUGAGCCUUCUUUAGCUUCCGCACAGUUGGCUUCUGCAGCAAACUCGGUUUCAGCUGAAGACCAGGCAAGAUUAACUGUAAUGCGGUCACAACAUGUUGCUGUAAAAGCCUGCCAAAAUUAUUUUCAAAGAAAAAAAGGUUUAGACUGCAGUGAGCAUGGCGAUGAAAGUGGGGAUGAAGAUACAAACAAGGAUAGUAACAAUGAGGAAGAAGAUGUGUAUGAGAACAGUGAAGACGAGGAAGAAGGCAAUAGCAAUGAGGAAGAAGAUGCAUCCAAGGAUUCUAAAUUGUUCAAUUUCUUUUUUAAUCUUUUUAAGGAGGAGAAUGGCAAGUUGAGAGAUUUUUAUGUCAACAAUUGGGAGGCUGGGGAGUUUUGUUGUCUAGUUUGUGGUGGAAUAGGGAAGAAGGUAUGGAAGAGGUAUAAGGGCUGUGUUGCACUUGUGCAACACUCGACCGCAAUAUCAAAGACAAAGAAAAAGCUGGCUCAUAGGGCUUAUGGCCAAGUUGUUUGUCAGGUACUCGGUUGGGACAUUAAUCGGCUACCGUCGAUUGUGUUAAAAGGUGAAGCUUUUGGUCUACCCUCCCAAAAUUCCUGCGAUAAGCAGGGUGAACUCAAGGAAGAUUCUGAUCAUCAUAAUGAGGGAAUAGUUUUAGACAGAUUCCAGUGUUCAUCAGAACGAAACAUCAGUGAAAGGCCUCCAGCUCACAAGUUCAAUCGUCAAUGAAGUCAGCUGAGUUGCAGCAGGGUGACUCUGAGGGGAAAUUGGAAAGUUCAUAAUGAUGAUUUUGUUAUAAUCUCAGUAGUACCACCCAACCUCAAAAGUAGAGGUUCAUAACAAGAACAGGGUGUGUACUUGAUGACAUUUUUAAAACAAACAGUAGAUAAUUUGGUGUACAUAAUCUGAGUACUGUUGGUUAUAGAAGUUUUUAGAAUAAUUUAUUACCAGAACAUUUUCAUUGAAAUAGGCUAAUUCUUUCAGCUCUGUUGAGUCAAAUGCACAAGUUGUAAACAUAGGCCAAAACAAAGGAAUUAAUGUUAUUCUAAAUUUUUCAGCACCAGUGGUUGAUUUGAUCUUUUGUAUA